AUGGUCAAGUCAGAUGUCCGUCCACACGUGGCCGCGAUGCCCAACAUCACAGGUCUGACGCUGGAUGAUCAGAGGAUCUCCCCGUCUGAGGGCACCUCUCCCUCACUCUCCCCCAGAGAAGACUGCUCUUCAUCCGGCCCACAUGGAACCUCCGACGCUCACCCUGAGGGACGAACGGCUGCUACCAGAAAGAAAACGCCACCGGGGUUCCCCGAUCAGGUGUACUUACACGCCGCUUCCAUCUUUCAGCAGGCCUACGUGGAGAACCCAGCUUGUCGGACAGUGGUCCGGUACGGCCCGCGGACCGCCGGCUCCAUGGAUUUGCCCGCCGGGGAUCCUGCCGAGGCCAGAGACAAGCGGGCCGAACGACAGGCGCAUGAACUGGCCUUCAACAGUCUCAUGUACCAAGAGCUUCUGGAGGACAUCAUGACUGACAGCUGUUUCUACCCUUCACAACAAACACCAGAGGACCUAAUGGCACUUGUGGUAGUUAUGCUUUAUGACCUCAUGGACAGGAAGUUCCUUCUCAGGGAACCAAUCGCUGUAGAAGGGGAGGAGACUAUAGAGGAAGUAAGAGAAGUGGAAAGCAGCCUGUGUAGGUUUAGGACUAAGCUGGCAGCCUCUCUAGCUCGCAGCAGGAUAAAAAGGGGCAUACACAGCAUAGUCCACAUGCUGCCAGAGAGUGUGAGACAAAGACAAGAGAGAACACACACCCUCCAGGUGUACGGAUGGAUCAACACACUCAUGACCAGUUUGGAGGAGGUGUGUGUAGCACUGCAGGCAGAGGGAUUCUCAGAAGUGAAAUCACACACACACCUGGAGAAGAAUGAGUUCAGCAGGGACACACACUGUUCUGACCUGCUGGUAUUUCACACACACGCUAAACCCCAACUGUGUGAAACGACACCCGUGAAGGAGAACAAACUAAUUAUACAGGAUAAGUCUUUCAGUUUGGCAGCCUGCGCACUGCGCCCCCUGCUGGCCACAGACUGCGCCGUUCUGAUGGUGGGCUUCUUUUCUCCCCUGACGGUGGCUCGUGUAGCCGUCCAGGCAGCUGCCUGCGCCGCCCGUGUCUACAUCUGCGGGGUCCUCACUGGCCCCGCCCACAGAGAAGAGCUGCUCACAGUCCUGUCUGACAUUGGCUGCAAAAAUGUACAGUUGUUGACAGGAGACUUUGGGGACUUGAAUGAGUGGGAUUCUCGCGCGCAGAAGGUCCGUACCAUCCUGCUGUUCCCUCAGAAUUCUGCUACGGCGGUCUGUAACCCGGUGGAACAUGUUCUCAGUGAGAACGGAGACAGAGAAGUGUUGAAGGACUUGACGCGCGGUUUCAUCUCUGAUAGUAAACUGGCAUCACUGGUCACCAAGCAGAUGCAAGACCUCAGUCAUGCCCUUAGCUUUCCCAAAGCGUAUGCUGUGGUCUACUGCACAUGCUCAGUGAGAGCUGAAGAAAAUGAGGAGCUGGUUAAAAGAGCACUGGAGAACGCAGACAAAAGACCCAAACUAGUCCCAUUCAGGCUGGUUUCUCCAGGGUUGAAUGAGGCCAACGAGGGUUUCUUCAGACUGGAAGCGUCUGACCUCACUAACGGCUGUUUCCUGUGUGUACUUGCCCGAGAGCCGGACCCUGCCACAAAAGAGACGGCUCAAGAUAUUCUAGCCCGUGCGGUGGCUAAAGGUCUCCUGACAGGACUGGCCCCUCCGGAACCGAUCCAAACUCGAAAAAAAUCCCGUCGCAGAGGAGCUGCUAAGACCUCUAUCCCUGUCCACCUCUCAGAAUCGCCUGCUACUCCACCCAAAGCCCCCACAACUCCCCUCCCACCCCACUCCCCCUCCCCCACCCCUUCCCCUCCUUGUUCUCCAUCUGAACUCUCAGACAGUGCAAACUCGAUCCUGUCAUCCAAUCAGCAGCCUUCUCACCAGAGGAACAAACGAAAGAAACGGGUUCGCAGACACUCACGUAAAGCAAGACAACCAGCGUCAAACCCACGCGCGGCUCGACGGGCAAGGCCCAAACCCAGGGACCCUGUGAAGCUUCCACCAAACGGUGUCAUGUGGUGUAACUUUUUGGACUACAGUUUCUAUGACGACUCAGACUUGUCCUGUAUGCUGGAGUUGUCUCAUGCUGUCUAG
Molecule: messenger RNA, 2127 nt
Organism: Chanos chanos (milkfish)
Lineage: Eukaryota; Metazoa; Chordata; Actinopteri; Gonorynchiformes; Chanidae
Product: putative methyltransferase NSUN7
Exons: 12
Coding region: 1-2127 (708 amino acids)
Molecular function (GO): methyltransferase activity
Source: RefSeq, a predicted model, not a curated record